GAAAAAACGAUUUAUUCGUACACUGUAUUUUAAAAAGUACACUAGUAUAAUACAUUACUAAAAAAACAUAUAUUUUUUUACAUUUUAUUUACAAUAUCGCUGAUGUUAAAUUCUUUUAUAUGUUUUUGUUUUACGAACGUAGAAAUUAAAGAAUUCAUUGAUUUAGUAAUCACUACAAUGUUGAAGUUUCUGUGUACAGUAGCUUUAUUUCUAGUAACGGUUAAAGCCAACGAUGAAAAGUCUAUUCCAUACGGGUUUUUUGGGUCAAAAACUCCAUACAAUUUAGUUGCAGCACCGGAGAUUGAAAAACCAAAGGGUUUUACGCCACGUCAAAUCUUUAUGUUGGGGAGGCAUGGAACUAGAGGUCCAAGGUUCAGCUUUUCCAACGAUAAGAUGCCAAAACUGGUAAAAUAUCAAAACAAAUUUACCGAACGUGCUACGUUAAAUCCAAAAGAUAUCAAAGCCAUAAAUAAUUGGGUGACGAUCAUUGACACCACUGGCGAUAAAAGUAUAACACAAAAAGGGCACGAUGAAAUAAAAGAUCUGGCAAUAAGAAUUCGUGAAGCUUUUUCAAAUCUAUUUCAACGGCAGUACAACUCCGACAAUUAUGAGAUUUUAUCUGCGCCGGAUUCACGGUGUGAACUUUCGGGUCAAACAUUUAUAGAAAACAUUUUUAAAGAUGAAACUAUCCCAAAAAUUCCUGUAUGUGACCCUACGGAUAUCCUUCUACAAGUUGAAGGUCUGAAGAAGCUCGAUACGAGAUGCAAAGAGAUACGGGUAAAAACAGAUAGUUUAAUAAAAGAAUUUAGGACAGGCAAAUACAUGGAUGGUGUCGUGCAAAGGGUUGCGGAUAAAAUGGGCAUAGAUUCCACAGAACUCGACUAUGAGAUCAUAAACAUCAUGUACGAGGUGGCUACCUUCGAAUUGACUAUUGGUGACAGUGCGAUAUCACCUUGGUAUAAAAUAUUUUGCCAAGAUGAUCUUGAAGUUUUCGAGUACGCCGAUGACAUUUUUCGAUUCUAUUUUAAUGGUUAUGGUGAUCCUUUUAACAAAAAGCUCGCUUGUCCGAUGGCCAUACGUCUCGAAGAAAGACUUAGAAAUAAAAUCAAUGGAGAAGGACCGGAUGCUGUAUUUUACCAUGGACACAGUACUAACAUAUUGAGUUUGUAUGUCAUGUUAGGCAUAGGUGACGGUGACAUUCCAUUUAAGCAGUCCAACUACAAGGGUAUGAAGGACUUAAAGUGGAGAACUUCGUUGUUCGGUCCAUGGGCUGCUAAUGUUAUGGUUGUGCUUUACGAGGGCGCUGAAAAUGAUUACAGAGUAUCAUUUUAUUUAAACGAAAAACUAACUUCUAUAACGCUAAGAGACGGUUCGUUUUGUACUGUAUGUGCGUGGUCGGAUAUUGAAGACAAGUUAACAGCUUAUAUAACCGACAAUGACUGUGUCGAUUUGGUAGCUACUAAUACCGUAAGAAACUAUAAAGAUACAAAACCAUACGUGUAUUUUGGCACAAAAACCGCAUACAAAUUUGUUUCCGCAAAAGAAAUCUUUGUACCGCCUAGCCUACGAGACUAUAAACCAAUUCAGAUAUUUACGUUAAGCAGACAUGCUACGACAUCUACAACAAAGUAUUUUUACGAUAACCAGUUACCCAAGCUUUAUGAUUUAAAAGGAAAAAUCACCAAAAAAGCUAAAAUGACCCAAAUAGAUAUUCAAGCUAUUAUGAAUUGGCAACCAAGUAUUGAAUUCAAGCCAAACGAUAAAGAAUUGAUCCCAAAGGGUCGUGUUGAAAUAAAGGAAUUGGCACUGAGAGUUCGGGAAGCAUUUCCAGAUUUAUUCGAACAGUCAAAUAACUAUGCGGCAUUGACAAUGGAAGAUGAACGUUGUAGGGAAUCUGGAACAAUAUUUCUACAAACGGUUUACGAUGAUACAACCAUUACUGACGUUCCUAAAUGUAAUAACGAUGACUUCUUUUUAACGAUUAAGAAUAUCAUACCAGCGAAGCCUCUUGCUGAAGGAGUUGAGUAUGAAAGUCAAAAAUUCAAAAAGGGCGAUUCUAUGAAAAAGGUUGUUGAAAGAGUAAAUGUUAAAAUGGGAUCAGAUGAUAUUACUUUACGUGAAGUAUUGAUGAUGUAUGAAGUAUGUCGCUACGAAAUAGCAUUUGAUGACGGAUCGAUCCCCCCUUGGUGUAGUGUAUUCUGUCAAGAAGACUUAGAAAUUAUAGAAUAUUUUGAUGAACUGUAUUGGGACUCUCGCUUUGGAUACGGAAACCCGCAUAACCUAAAAGUCGCAUGUCCAAUGGCUUUAAGACUUCUGCAGACCUUGGAAGAAAAAAUUAACAGAAAAGAAGGACCCAGUGGUGUAUUUCACUAUGCACACAGGAGUAACAUGGUGAACUUGUACCUUAUAUUUGGUGUGGGCAAAGACGACAGUCCACUCACGGCAUCGAACUUCAUUGAAAUGAAAAAUCGCAAAUGGAUAGCUUCUAAAUUAUGUCCAUGGGCUGCAAACUUUAUGGCUGUGCUUUUCAAAAACGCUAACGAUGAUUAUAAAGUAGCGUUUUAUUUCAACGAACAUAUUACAAGCAUACCUUUAGAAGACGGUUCGUCUUGUACAGUAUGUCCGUGGCUAGAUAUUCAAAAGAAGUUACAAGCAUACAUAAGAGACAAUGACUGUGUUCAUUUUAUAGCUGAAAAUUUGGCCGCAUACACUGAAAAACAAAAAGAGACCGUUUUGCUUUGAUCAGUUGCCGUUCAAUAUUAUAUUCGCAUAGUCUUAGGUUAUUGCAAUGGUGUAUUAUAAACAAUAUUGUUUGAUUUAAGUUCUUCAGUAAAAGUUAUUAUUU
Adelges cooleyi (spruce gall adelgid) is the source of this 2845-nucleotide messenger RNA. RefSeq lists its product as uncharacterized. The record is from RefSeq and is a predicted model, not a curated record. The transcript has 14 exons. Gene Ontology annotation, molecular function: inositol phosphate phosphatase activity; acid phosphatase activity. Bases 103 to 2742 code for a protein of 879 amino acids. Lineage: Eukaryota; Metazoa; Arthropoda; Insecta; Hemiptera; Adelgidae.